UCCAGAUCGUGUUGUUCAUCUUGUCUGCAGCUUUGAGUUUUGUGAUCAGUGCUGAAGGUUUGAUCGAAGUGUUUGGAUAUGAGGGAAGAGGUGUAAAUGUUUCAUGCCACUAUGACCAGGGAUAUGAGAAUAGCAAAAAAUACUUUUGUAUGAAUGACUGUGGCUCCAGUGACAUUCUCAUUACAACAAAACAGAAGAAUAAAGGCAAAUAUUCCAUCACUGAUGAUAAAAAUAACAGAAUCGUCACAGUGACCAUCUCUGAUCUUCAAUCACAUGAUGCUGGGAAAUACUGGUGUGGAGUCACUAGGUGGGGAAAAGAUACCUACAGUGAAGUAAAACUGUACAUAAAAGAAGACAGAUGCUGCUACAAAGUGAAUAAAAUCCAAAGUAUUGAGGAAGGUUCAGUGACCAUCAGCUGUCCGUACGACUCUCAGUCUAUCAACAAGCUGAAGUUCCUCUGCAGAGGAAACCGGCCCUCCACAUGUCGACAGCAGGCAGUGAUCACCUCUAGCAACACACAAAAUGGACGAUUCAGACUCUCUGAUGACAGGAAGUCAAGAAUAUUCACAGUGACCAUUUCCAGUCUGACCCUGAAGGAUUCUGGGUCGUAUCUUUGUGGAGUCCAGAGAAACUCAGGAUUUGAUGUUUUCUCUGCUGUUGAACUGAAGGUCAAAGCAGAAUUGUUCUGUCUGAAGUCGUACAACAUCAGUGGCAUCGAGGGACGUCCAGUAACUCUGCAGUGUCCUAAUUCAGGACAACAACAUGAUAACAAGAAGUUCCUCUGUAAAGGAGACCAACACAACAACUGUACAGACAUGAUGGGAACCAAACAAUCUCUUCAAAAUCAAACCAGCUCUGUGGCUCCAACCAGCUCUGCUGAACAGGUUACAUCACAGCCACCAUCGCUGUCCCCAUCAUCACAUAAACCUGAUGUUUCUUUAUUCUACAUUCUGCCUGCGGUCUUCGCUCUGCUUCUGAUCCUGACAUUUGUCCUUUUGCUGGUUUUAAAAUACAAAACAAGGAUCAAGCAAGUGGACAGAAUCAAUGCAAACGUGUUGUACUCUGCUGAUAAUAAAGUGGAGAUGAGAAUCAAUGAUAUCUAUGAGUUACAAGAAGAUGCUGUUUACAUGAACUCUUCCACUCCAAACAUGUUAAGUCAUGACAAUGAUAUCUACAACAACGUCCUUUAAAGGAGACCUGCAGAAAUUAGGAAACACGUGACCAGAGUUUCUGCCAUCUUCUGUAACAGCUCAAUAAAGCAACCAAAUGCUGGUGUGUUUUCAUUUAGACAUGUUUUUAAUAUUUAUUAAAUAACGUUAUCUGAACGUGAGCUAUUCAAUAUUCACAA
Molecule: messenger RNA, 1348 nt
Organism: Xiphophorus maculatus (southern platyfish)
Lineage: Eukaryota; Metazoa; Chordata; Actinopteri; Cyprinodontiformes; Poeciliidae
Product: polymeric immunoglobulin receptor-like
Exons: 8
Coding region: 150-1190 (346 amino acids)
Source: RefSeq, a predicted model, not a curated record